This is a messenger RNA of Capsella rubella, 537 nucleotides long. RefSeq lists its product as uncharacterized. The transcript has a single exon. Bases 48 to 431 code for a protein of 127 amino acids. The record is from RefSeq and is a predicted model, not a curated record. Lineage: Eukaryota; Viridiplantae; Streptophyta; Magnoliopsida; Brassicales; Brassicaceae.
GUCUUCACAAUCUUCGUCUUCUCUCUGCAAGAUUCUGAGAUCGCAAAAUGGACGAUGGAGGAGCUAUUGAGAUACGACGUGAUGAAGAGCAACGCGAGAGACUUGAAGAAAUUCGUCGAUUGAACGUUCGUUUCUUGGUGGCAGUCGCGCUCUAUCUUUUCACCGGAGUCCGGAAACGAGCAGCUGGUUUCAUCGGUUCAGAUCCAAACUCGGAAGACUCGGUGGCGUUCUUUUGGGCUUCCAAGUUUAACAGAGCGGCGGAGUUCUCGUCUCUGAUGGUGAUUUCAACCCUCAUUACCUCUACGGUGGCGUUUGAAGGACCACGACGGAUGCGAAAUCUACUUGUCAACUGCGAUAUACAGCUUGUUCUGAGUUUCAUCUGCUUGUUGAUCUCGUUCGCUUUCUCGGCUUAUCUUUGCUGGUUUGUAUGAUUAGUCAUUACUUCCAUCUAUGACGUCACCCUGAACCUUCACUCUUUUCUCUUUGGAACUGUGCCUCUUUUUUUCUAUAUUUGGGUUUUGUGUGUUUGAACAUUAC